CUCGAAAUGUCUAUGCCCCCGAUUGACCAAAGGCACUCGGCACCCCUCGGCUCCGUGAAGACGUUACUCGUACUCACUUACUGUACACAGUACAGUGUUCAGGAGAUAUAGAGUGACAUGAUAGACCAGUAACUUGUUCAAUAAUGUCUUUCUGUAAACCCUGACAGCCUUUACAAUACAUACUAGUAAGAGAAGGAAAAGACGCACAGAAGAUUCUAAAAAACAAUGCUCCUCUGCCAAUAAAAACAAAACUACCACCGAUGAAAUGCCAGGUCCUAGUGGAGAAGUACCUUUUAAAAGACAGAAAAAAGAAGAAACCCUGUUGGAAUCUGAUGAAGAACCCUAUAUAGAUGACCCCUCCGAUACAGACUAUUGUGAGAGUGUGCUCUCUGGUGGAAAGGAUGGCAAUUUUCCUGCUAGCAAAUGGAAAUAUUCUGAUUUGAAGCAAAUCAAUAUUUUCUUUGAUGAGAAACCCGAGAUUUAUGAAGAUUUUAUGAUGGAAGUAAAGGAAGAUAUUCUGAAGAAUUAUCCUCAUUGUCCAGAUUUCAGCAAGUGUGUAAAUACUUUCACGCAUCUUCUCAAAGAAAAUGUUGUCUUCUCUUAUGAUUUGGAGAACAUUCGUGAAUUGCGAAAACAUAUGUAUAAAAACAAAGUGGACAUAGAACAGCAGAUGAUAAAAGACAUACAAGGAGAUGUGCAAAAGUCUGAGAAUGCUGAGAAAAAUUUUGAUUUGAAGGAUAUGUUAAGCAGGAGGUGGUUUCCAGCAGUUAAGAAGUUUGCUUACCAAACAUUGAAGCUGAUCAAAAGAUCAUUGUAUCCCAUAGAGGAAGGGGCAGUAACCUCAAGGAUGGGUAUAGAUCCUAGCAAGCAAAAACAGAGUGAAGAAAUUGAAUGCGCUGAGGUGUAUGAGGCUGUCGAUGAAGAAUUCUUUCAACACUUUUGUUCUAUAUUUGGACAACUGUUUUUCCUAGAGCCAGAUGCAGUGAAAAGAAAAACCAUGUAUUUUAAUGGAAAGACAGUAAGCAGUACACCAGAUUUAGCUUACUCUCUACAUUUGGAGCCAUUUGCUGGAGUGACAGACAUACAGGACACUAUACUCUUUGUUAUUGAGGUGAAAAGAAAGCCAGUAAGAAUGAAAACUUCGGUCUCUGUAUCACUAGAAGAACAAGUUGGCCCCAGAGUCUUAGGACAAGUUGGAUUGGAAUUGUUUGCAGAGACAAAUUUUUCUGUAUUGAAACCAAACUCUCUGGGAAUCAUCUGUAUGGAAACCAAAUUUAUUUUCGUAUACCUAAGGAUGCCUGAGGACCAUUGCGUUAACGUUUUAUUGGGAGCACCGUUGGAAACAAAAGGAAAAAUCUCCUACACUCGUUCAUUUGAUAUGUUGAAUGCUGAAGACCGAUCAAAAAUAGCAGAGUUUUUGUAUUUCCUAGGAUGUGUUCAAAAUUGCCGAAUUCCUAAUUCUAAAAUAUAACAACUAUAUAGUUGACAUGUUAUUUGUAUUACAACAUAUCAAUCCAA
Messenger RNA from Magallana angulata, 1518 nucleotides. RefSeq lists its product as uncharacterized. The record is from RefSeq and is a predicted model, not a curated record. Bases 266 to 1471 code for a protein of 401 amino acids. NCBI's taxonomy places the organism in Eukaryota, Metazoa, Mollusca, Bivalvia, Ostreida, Ostreidae. The transcript is spliced from 7 exons.